AUGAACUUGAGAGAUUCCAUGUCUGAAGCAACACAACAAACAAGCAGUCCAUUUCCAAGAGCGUUUGAGGAACGAAAGAAGCAGAAGAUGAAGAUUCCCGAUCUUCCGCAUGAACUGGAGAAGGACCAGGCAGCGUUUGUGUCGUUUGACACGAUGACACAACCUCCACCACUGAGCACAACAAAUUGUUUUAUAAGCGAGACGAACAAUACAGAUCCUAAUCUUGUAAGGUCUACUAUGUAUGUUCUUCCGAAAAACUCUGAUACUUUUGACCUGAUGGAGAUUCCACUUGGGAUAGUUGUGAAUCCGUUCUGCAGGAAGGCGAUGCCUACUGAGCUGAACAAAUCGAAGGCUGUGAGAUGUAUGGAAUGCCAGAGCUAUGCAAAUGCUUUUUCAGUGGUAGAAGCGAAUUUUUUCUACUGCAAUAUCUGCAACACAAAGAAUUGCCUGAAAGAAAGGAUUUGUGAGGAAAUAACUAGGUACUCGACAAUUGAGUAUGUUGAGAAAGAAGUAGUAAAGGAUAACAGAGUGAUUGACUGUGGAGGUAUUGUAUCUGAAGGACUGUUUCGAACGAAGACAGUAUGUGGACCUGCUUUUUUGAUUGGGAUUGAUAGUACAUCGCCAAUGUUGGUUGAACAUUCACUGAAUGGAAUCAAAAGAUUAAUUGAUGAUGAGAAUUUUAGGUUUUUAUUCAGAAAGGUGGGUAUUAUUUUGUUGAGUGAUAGAAUAUCUCUUCUGAAGGCAAGUAAAGGAACGGUGGUCGAGGUAAAACUGUCUGAUAAGCAGCACCUUCCUUUUAUUUCACCGGAGUUUUUAAUGGACGUUCAGGAUGAACAGUUAAUGAUAAAUGUGAUGGAAUAUCUUAAGAGUAUACCAAACAAUGGAGCAAGCAAAAAAGGAGGUAUUUCUGAUUGCCUGAGUAUAGCUAUUUCGAUGGCUGGAUAUUGCAGGGGAUCGAAGAUGGCGCUGUUUACGAAUUCACAGGAGAAGAUUGAUAGUGAGAUGAUAGUUAAGCAGUUUAUAGAGAUAGGAUGUUCAUUGAAUGUAUUUUGUACUGAGAAGACACAGCUGGCACAGGUUUGUAUUUCUAGUACUGGAAGGACUUAUUUGUACGUGCCUGAGACUCUUGCUAAGUUAGAGGAUGACUUGAUUGGCCUUGGAAGCAUGAAGAGCUCGUAUAAAGUAUCUGUUGAGACGAAGACGUCAGAUUCAUUAAGAAAACUGAUGUUCUAUGGAAACACGAAGUUUGAACAUCUUGGAUUCCAGGAGUUUUCACAGAUGGACGACAGCACGACGUUUGCACAGACAUUUACAUUGAGUGAGUCGCUCCAAAGCAUCCACCGAGUGUAUGCGCAAGUGGUGGUGAGCUUCUAUGGGUUUGAUGGGUCAAGAAGGGUUUUGGUGCUUAAUACAUCAUUUGGAGUGUCUUCAAAGAUAUCUGAUGUGUAUGCAAACCUGAGUUUUGACACGCUGGCAUGCAUAUAUGCAAAGUACAUGGCAAUGGAUGCUGAUGGUUUCAAGACGAAUAGCAAAAAAGUCGAGGAGAUUAUGAGCAAGUCGUUAAAGUUUUACAGAAGUAGCUGCUGCAAAGAGGCAUCGAGCUCACAGUUUGUAUUGCCUGAAUCUAUAAAGUUGAUUCCACUGAUGUAUCAAUCGAUGCUGAAGAACAGGUAUUUUUUGAAUGAAAAGAAUGCAGAGAAUAUGGCAAUGAUAACAGGGUUUACUGUUGAGCAGAAUCUCCGUUUCUUCUAUCCUCGGAUGUUUACUUUUACCGACUUCUAUAUGGACAACAGUCUAGAGAAAGUGAAAGGACUGCGCCUUACAUCUGAAUCUCUCAGUUCUGAAGAGAUCUAUGUCCUUGACAACUCGCAAAAGUUGUAUGUUUAUAUUGGAAAGGAGGUGGACACCACAUUGAAAAAGGCAAUAUUUACAGAAGGCACUGAGGAGAGUGGAGUGCUGCAUAAGAUGAUUGAUGAGUUUUAUUCGCAUUACGAUUGUGAAUUACCAGUGAUUUUUAUUGAGGAAGGGAAAGGAGGUGUAGAGAUUGAGUUUAUUGGGUAUCUUACUGAGGACAAAAUGAAUAACAUUGUUUCAUACCCAGAUUAUAUCUGUGAACUCCACUUCAAAGUUAAGAAUGCAUGA
Molecule: messenger RNA, 2142 nt
Organism: Ordospora colligata OC4
Lineage: Eukaryota; Fungi; Microsporidia; Ordosporidae
Product: Sec23 domain-containing protein
Exons: 1
Coding region: 1-2142 (713 amino acids)
Biological process (GO): COPII-coated vesicle cargo loading; intracellular protein transport; endoplasmic reticulum to Golgi vesicle-mediated transport
Cellular component (GO): endoplasmic reticulum exit site; COPII vesicle coat
Molecular function (GO): SNARE binding; zinc ion binding
Source: RefSeq, a predicted model, not a curated record